AGUACCUGUGAUAUAUUAACGUCCGAAUCGAUCUUCAUGUUCUUGACUGAUUUAUUAAGUCUCUCAAUUAGACUGAUGUAAUCAUUAUAAGCAUCUGACUGUAAAAACUCUUCCAAGUCGUCCUUAGUUAUGAUACGUUUAACUGGCACUUGGUAAGUCAUGGUCUUCUAUGGGUUAAGAUUAAUUGAAUCCUUUGAACACAAAGUGGCCGAAAGUUUUACCAAGUUCGAUCUGCUUGCAAUCGAUCGACACUCUUAUGGCUGAUUUAACCUCUGAGAGAAUAGCAAAGGAUCUGAAGGGCGGUGGCUAUAGCUCCCAGGAUAAAAUAAAGACAGCUUGCAAAGCUUGGACGGACAAUUCCAUAUUCUUCCCUAACAAGGAUGAUUUUCUCUUUGAAUGGAUCUGUUCAGCUUUCGCUAAACCUAAUUUAAACAACCCCAAAGACAGUUGCUUUCAGCUGGAUUAUUGGCAGCUGUUCUCUGAUUUAUUGGAGCACUACGAUUCAAAGUUGAAAUCCAACGAAAAAAAAGCAGCACCAGUAAUCCAUUCCAAUUUAAUGAAAUGUAUUUCAACUCUUUUGGAAUACUUAUAUUCGAAGAACGCAGGAAAUAUAGAGGACAAAGUCAGCUUCUUAGCAGCCAUCAACAGGUUUACAGCUCUUUUGUUCUCAGAAGCCUUCAAAACUUCAUAUAGACCAUCUUUUGAACAAGUGUCCAGUACUGUUGACAGAUUGUUGACUUGUUUUCAACUACAAAUCGAUACUUGUUUGGAGGAUGAAAGCAACAUGGUCGAAAAAGAAGCUCUAAGCAACCUUUGCUUAAUAGCCAUAACCCUUUUGAGAAAGUAUGAUGCGCAGAUAAUUAUGGCCGCAAAUCAAAGAAAGAUUUUCUUAUCAAUAGUAGAGAAGUCACUGGUUCUUUUUCUAAGUGUUCGACGUAGAAUCAAAUUCUUCAGUCAAGCUAAAUAUACAGCAGAAAUAUCCACUCUUAUCACAAACAUCAUAUGCCAUAUACUUUUCCAUGUCGAUACUGUGUUAGAAUUUACGUCCAUUUUGAAGGAAGCAUCACUUACAGAUUCAAGCACUACACAGAGUAACUAUGUGGCGAAACUUUUUGAAACACUACAAACUAUGGCCGAUAACAAGGCUGAUACAGAGAUGAUAUUGGAUGUUAUCUAGCCGUUGAUAUAUUACCUACUCUACUGUCAUAUUUUCUGAAAUCCUUCAGAUAUAAACGAAACGCAGCAACCAGUGCAAUGCAGGAUGUUAGUAGAAUGGCUGAAUUCGGUUUCUUCAUCAAUAUGUUCAGGAUUGCGUCAACGAUUAAAAAUCACUUACAGUCGAAAUACUUGGAAAUAUUAUCACAAUUGCUUCAAGUAUUACUUAACGAAAACGUUUUUACCGCUCGAAAUGACGAUAUUGCAUUAUCGCAAAAAGAGUUAUUGAUGGGAAUUGCGAACAAUGCUGUCUUGUAUA
This is a messenger RNA of Mycotypha africana, 1474 nucleotides long. RefSeq lists its product as uncharacterized. Gene Ontology annotation, cellular component: nucleolus. Gene Ontology annotation, biological process: ribosome biogenesis. The record is from RefSeq and is a predicted model, not a curated record. The coding region runs from base 257 to 1177 and encodes 306 amino acids. The transcript has 5 exons. Lineage: Eukaryota; Fungi; Mucoromycota; Mucoromycetes; Mucorales; Mycotyphaceae.